This is a messenger RNA of Cryptococcus deneoformans JEC21, 1453 nucleotides long. Its product is annotated as cyclin-dependent protein kinase, putative. The record is from RefSeq and is a predicted model, not a curated record. The coding region runs from base 203 to 1279 and encodes 358 amino acids. The transcript has 10 exons. Gene Ontology annotation, biological process: positive regulation of transcription by RNA polymerase II; protein phosphorylation. Gene Ontology annotation, molecular function: ATP binding; cyclin-dependent protein serine/threonine kinase activity; RNA polymerase II CTD heptapeptide repeat kinase activity. Gene Ontology annotation, cellular component: nucleus; transcription factor TFIIH holo complex; cytoplasm. NCBI's taxonomy places the organism in Eukaryota, Fungi, Basidiomycota, Tremellomycetes, Tremellales, Cryptococcaceae.
AGUAUUGUCUUCAUUCAUUCAUUUGCUGGGAUCGCACGGCCUGACUCAUCAGAUCAGAGCCGCAGCCACACAAAGGUUUACUUGCUGAGCUUCAAAGUCCGUUGCUAGUCAUCGUAAGAGUUAUAGCACUCGUUUGGGCGGCCUAUGAAAGCGUAAGGUCAUUAUAUCGUCAUAUUUGUGAAUCUCCUCGACAACUUAUAACAUGGAUUUGGCCAGUCAAGAAAACAGCCAACGUGCUAACAGAUGGGACAAGGGUAUAAAAAUCGGUGAAGGAACUUUCGCCAAUGUUUAUAAAGGCACAGAGAAAGCGACUGGCAGAAAAGUUGCUAUCAAGAAGAUUAAAGUAGGAGAAAUGAAACAUGGACUAGAUAUGACAGCUUUACGAGAAGUGAAAUUUCUUCAAGAGUUAAAACACCCAAAUAUUAUCUCUUUACUAGACGUUUUCUCAGUCAAGCAAAACAUCAAUCUGGUGCUGGAAUUCCUUGAUACAGAUUUGGAAGCGGUUAUCCGGGACAAGGCCCUGAUUUUCCAAAAUGCGGAUAUCAAAAGCUGGAUGGCAAUGUCCUUAAGGGGAUUGGAAUACAUUCAUAGGAAUGGAGUGCUUCACCGGGAUUUGAAGCCGAACAACUUAUUGAUCGCCGCUAACGGUGAACUCAAAAUUGCGGAUUUCGGUCUUGCUAGAGAAUUUGGAGACGCCGGAAACAAAAUGACCUGUCAGGUUAUCACCCGAUGGUACCGUCCUCCAGAGCUCCUCUUUGGUUCUCGGUACUACUCUCCUACAGUCGAUAUAUGGUCGAUGGGAACUAUUUUUGUUGAGCUCAUUCUACGAGUGCCGUUCCUUGCUGGCGAGACCGACAUAGAUCAAUUAAAGAAGACUUUCCAUGCCAUGGGGACACCUACCGAGCAGGAUUGGCCUGGAUAUACAAAACUUCCCGACUACCAUGAAGUUGGAUCAUUCCCUAAAAAUCCUUGGUGGAACAUGAUAUCAUCCAUAGGAAGAGAAGGCCAAGAUCUUGCUCGAGAACUUUUGAGAUUUGAUCCAGCCCAGAGACCUUCUGCGAAGAAAGCACUUUUACAUUCAUUUUUCACUUCCUAUCCACCACCCACACCACCAAUCGCUCUUCCUAAACCUUUGGCUGAAUUGAGACCCCGAGAGCUGGCACCAGAUGAAACUCAAGGGAAACCGUUGUUGACCUCUGGAGCCGGUCAAAGUUUGAAACGUAAAGCCGAAUCGCCUCGCACAAGUCAAAGUGUCCCAAGAAAACUUAUCUUCACAUAGUUUUUAUACUUGUGUGAUGGAGCCCAACAGAUCAAUGUGGGGCCAUAAAUAUGCUUUAAGUUGGUGGGAGACUACGACUUGAAUGUAUCAUUAGAUUGUAAAAGCAUAUAUAAUAAUUAUAUAGGUACUAGAUGUAAAGCCUAGAGUCUGGAAGUGUAAUCCUUACUGCAUCAG